CAAAGCAAGAGAGAAUCCCUUCACCAAUCCCAAAACUGAAACACAAAAAACCAGUGAACGCUGUUUUCUCGAAUCAAACAGAAACCCCCGAGAAAAACAAAAAGAGAGAAUCAAUGGCGUAUUACACAUUCUGAUUGCAGCCAUUCUCCGGCUUUUUUCUUCUGGUUUCAGCGGUUUCUCUCCGGAAAGCUGCUGAGACAAAUAAAAGGGGUUUGGGAGAUUGAUUCAGCUGGGCACAGAAGAAGCUUCGGUGGUUGCAUUCUAUGGUGGAUGUUCUUCUAUAGGUGAGGAGGGGAAGUAUAUAGUUUUCAACAUCUUCGAAAGCCUCAUUGAUGGCUGAGGAGUGCAUAAGUUUGCCAGAUUCACCAGAUGUGAGCAGAUCCUGGAGAAGGAUUUCUACAGGAAAGCUGAGCCUUUUGUACACUGAAGAGAAAAUUCUCCCUAAUUACCUCAGAGCUCCAGCUGGUUCCUGUCACGAUGUCUGCAAAUAUGGAACAAGACAUGAAUCUGUGAAGAAGGCAAGAGGCUCAACUCUCAAAAGGGUUGUCAAGAAGCUGCCUCAUGACAAGAUCCCGAGCCCGAGCCUGGAUUCGCCAUUGACGAAGAGCAGUGCAUUGGCCAAAAAGGUGACAAAGCCUUCUUCCAACGGCUCUGACGUCAAGAGGGAAGGUACAAGAUUCCCUGGCAGAACUGGUGAUGUCAAAAAGAGGGAAGCUUCAACCGGGGUGUCAGUAGAAGUCUUAGCUUCUGUGAACAACAAGAUCUCUCCCGAGAAAGCCAAGAAAAAGAUGGUAUCUUCAUCAGAAUCUCGGUUAACCAGUUCAAUAACGAGAAAGCCGAAGGUUGUGCAGUCUUCUAGUACAGUAUUUGUACCUCCCGGACGAGCUUCAUUAGGUUCCAGAGAGAUCACUGAACUCAAGAAACGUGCUACUCUCUCAAAGCUAAAAUCUGUUUCAGAAAAAGGGUCAUAUGUUCAAGACAGCAGAAAGGAGAACAGCACUAUGGCAAUGAAGAAGGUUGGAGUCCUUAAAGCAGCUGACAGAAAGGACGGAGUUCUGCCUGGAAGAGCCUCGUCAUUGUCUAGAAAAACAUAUCCAGAUAGAUCUGGAAGUGUAAAGGUGAAGAAAGGCAGCAGCUUGAGUGCUCCUCCAUUGAAAAACCGAAAGGGGGUGAGAAGUACCGAGGCUGAGAAAUCGGGGCUUAAACCAGGGCGAGGAAACGGGCAUAAAGAUUUGGUUGAAGAGAAAACACUUUAUGUCAUCAAGAUGGAAACGGAGAAUGCAGUCGUGGAAUCAGUCCGGAAUGAAAGAUGCAUCAUCGAUUCACCGACCACUGAUCCAUCCUCAUCACCAUCUCAACAGAGGGUGUAUCUCAGGAAAAAGAGGCAAGAGGAAUCUGAGAGUACUGUGACUGAAGCUGAAGAUGAAAUUUCAGGAAAUCGGGUAACUGAAGAAGAUGAUGAAGAAGAAGAUGGUGAUGAUGAGUCCCUUCCUGAUGGUAAAAGGGUACCGAUACAAAGAAGAAACAGAGACUUCUCAUCAGAGGAUGCCGUGAAAGACAAGGCAGUUAAACUAAAAUUCAAGAGUGGAAAGACAGUGGAAACCGCAUCACCAUGGGACAACAGUCCAAGGAGACUAAAGUUCAGGAGAGGAAGAGUUCUGUCCGGAGAUGAAUCAAACCCGAAAUCCAGUAGAAGAAGCUUCAAGACAAAAGGAAGCACCUUGAACAGGGAGGAACACAAACCAAGAUCGUCGGUGAAAAUCUCUCUGAGACACCAAGACACAGAGAGAAAGAAAGAUCAUUCAAGAGGGCUGCUGUUCAACAAUGUGAUCGAGGAAACAGCAAGCAAGCUCGUCGAAACCCGUAAGAGCAAAGUGAAGGCUUUGGUCGGCGCUUUCGAGACCGUCAUCUCUCUUCAAGAAACCAAACCAUUAACCGGUUGAAUGAAAGUCUUCCAAAAAGAAUUAGGGUUUUUUUCUUCUUCUUUACUGUGUGCUUCUUCUGUUUGGUUCCUCAUCUCUGGAGGAGAAAGAACAAUAUGAUCUUUGCUGAAAUCUACGGUAGUCUUAGGAUGCCAUUGUUUUCCUUCUGACCCGGGAAGAACUGUAUCCAACAUUUUGUUAUUUGCGAAAUUAUAUAUUUUCUAAUCGAAAAUUAUGUUGUUGCUUCA
Molecule: messenger RNA, 2170 nt
Organism: Tarenaya hassleriana
Lineage: Eukaryota; Viridiplantae; Streptophyta; Magnoliopsida; Brassicales; Cleomaceae
Exons: 4
Coding region: 333-1943 (536 amino acids)
Molecular function (GO): calmodulin binding
Source: RefSeq, a predicted model, not a curated record